AUGCCGGCUGGACAGAUCCGCGUGCCUGCUGGAGCGUGUCUGCUGGUACUUUUCGGGACUCUGAGCUCCCGGGUCACGGAGGUGGGAGGUACCCAUCAGAGCAUCCCGCCGUCCGUAGUGAAGCUAUGGGCUUCAGCGUUUGGAGGAGAGAUGAAGUCCAUCUCUGCAAAGUAUUCUGGCUCACAGCUGCUUCAGAAGAAAUACAAAGAGUUUGAGCAGUCAGUGCGUGUGGAGGAGAUCGAUGGACUGCGCCUGGUCAAGCAACUGGCUCAAAACAUGGAAGAGAUGUUCCAUAAGAAAGCACAGGCAAUGAAGAGACUAGUGGAGGCAGCAGAGGAGGCCCACCUUCAGCAUGAGGAGGACCCAGACCUACAGUAUGAAUACUUCAAUGCGGUCUUGAUCAACGAAGUGGAUGAAGAAGGCAACAGCGUGGAACUUGGAGGAGAAUUUGUCUUGCAGCCAAAUGACCAUUUCAAUAAUUUAUCAGUUAACCUCAGUCUGAGUGUGGUGCAGGUGCCCACCAACAUGUACAAUAAAGAUUCUGCUAUUGUCAACGGCGUGUACUGGUCCGAGGCCCUAAAUAAAGUCUUUGUGGAUAAUUUUGAGAAGGACCCAUCGCUCAUCUGGCAGUACUUUGGCAGUGCAAAGGGCUUUUUCCGACAGUACCCAGGCAUUAAAUGGAAACCCGAUGAACAUGGCGUCAUUGCUUUUGACUGUCGAAACCGGAAGUGGUACAUCCAGGCUGCGACCUCUCCCAAAGAUGUUGUGAUCUUGGUGGACGUGAGCGGCAGCAUGAAGGGGCUGAGGCUCACCAUUGCCAAGCAGACUGUGUCCUCGAUCCUGGACACUCUAGGGGACGAUGACUUCUUCAAUAUUAUUGCUUAUAAUGAGGAGCUGCAUUAUGUGGAGCCCUGUUUGAAUGGGACUCUGGUCCAGGCUGAUGUCACUAACAAAGAUCAUUUCCGAGAGCAUCUGGACAAGUUGUUUGCUCAAGGAAUCGGAAUGUUAGACGUGGCUCUGACCGAAGCCUUUAAUUUGCUCAGUGAUUUCAAUGAAACAGGGAGAGGAAGUGAGUGCAGUCAAGCCAUUAUGUUGGUGACAGACGGAGCAGUGGACACGUACGACGCCAUCUUUGCCAAGUACAACUGGCCGGAUAGAAAGGUCCGGAUAUUCCCCUACCUGAUUGGUCGAGAGUCCGCCUUCGCUGAUAAUCUCAAAUGGAUGGCAUGCGCUAAUAAAGGCUACUUCACUCAGAUCUCUACACUAGCAGAUGUCCAGGAGAAUGUGAUGGAGUAUUUACAUGUCCUGAGCCGACCAAAAGUGAUUGACAGAGAACAUGACACCGUGUGGACCGAAGCCUACAUUGACAGCACUUUGGACGAUGGUCAAGGUCCAGUUCUGAUGACCACUGUAGCAAUGCCAGUGUUUAGCACUAAAAAUGAAACGAGAAACAGGGGGAUCCUGCUUGGUGUGGUGGGGACAGAUGUGCCUGUGUCAGAGCUGCUCAAGACCAUCCCCAAAUACAAGCUGGGCAUUCAUGGCUAUGCUUUUGCAAUCACCAAUAAUGGCUACAUCCUCACCCACCCAGAUCUACGACCACUCUAUGGCGAUGGUAAGAAGCGCCGAAAGCCAAACUACAGCAGUGUGGAUCUGUCGGAGGUAGAGUGGGAAGAUAAGGAUGACACGCUCAGAAAUGCAAUGGUCAACAGGAAGACUGGGACCUUUUCUAUGGAGGUGACCAAGAGCAUCGACAAAGGAAAACGAGUACUGGUUUUACAUAAUGAUUACUACUACACAGACAUAGAAGGGACUCCCUUCAGUCUAGGAGUGGCUCUUUCCAGAGGUCAUGGGAAGUUCUUUUUCCGAGGGAAUGUCACAAUAGAAGAAGGUCUUCACGACUUGGAGCAUCCAGAUGUGGCACUUGCUGAUGAAUGGACAUACUGCAACACAGAUGAGCACCCAGACCAACGAUACCUGCCCCAAAUAGAAGCAAUCAAACUUUAUCUGAGUGGACAUGAACCACAGCUCAAAUGUGACAAAGAGCUAAUCCAAGAAGUGUUGUUUGAUGCUGUGGUUACUGCUCCACUGGAAGCCUACUGGACCAGCUUAGUUUUAAAUAAGUCUGAGAAUUCAGACAAAGGUGUGGAGAUCGCGUAUCUGGGCACAAGAACUGGCCUUUCUAGGAUCAACUUGUUUGUAGUUCCCGAUGAGCUUACUAACCAAGAUUUCCUGACAGCUGAGGACAAAGAAGGAGUGUUUAAUGCAGAUCACUUUCCCCUUUGGUACAAAAGAGCCGCUGAGCAAGUUCCUGGGACAUUUGUCUACUCUCUGCCAUUUACUGGAUCUGAAAACAAGAGCGUAGUCUUGGCCAGCACAGCCAUUCAGCUCCUGGAUGAGAGGAAAUCGCCGAUAGCUGCGGCUGUGGGAAUUCAGAUGAAACUGGAGUUUUUUCAGAAGAAAUUUUGGACGGCCAGUAGACAGUGUUCAGCUUUGGAUAGAAAGUGCUCUAUCAGUUGUGAUGAUGAGAACAUUAACUGCUACCUCAUAGACAAUAAUGGCUUCAUUCUGGUAGCAGAGGAUUACACAUUGACUGGAAAAUUCUUUGGUGAGGCUGAGGGAGCAGUUAUGAACAAGCUCCUACAGAUGGGCUCUUUUAAAAGAGUGACACUGUAUGACUAUCAAGCACUGUGCUGGGUCUUUUCAGAGAGCAGCGGCAGUGGACACACUCUCCUAGACCCGUACUUUGCCUUCUUCUCUGCAAUCAAGUGGAUUUUGACUGAACUUGUCAUCUUUCUGAUGGAGUUCAACCUGUACAGCUGGUGGUACUCAGACCUCACAACAAAAGCUCAGAGGAUAGGGCGGUCCAUGCAGGUCCCGUGUGACACAGAGUACCCAGCCUUUGUUUCGGAGAGGACCAUCAAAGAGAACAUGGGCCACACCGACUGCGACGGCUGCAUCAAGUCCUUUGUGAUCCAGCAGAUCCCCAGCAGUAACCUCUUCAUGGUGGUAGUAGACAACAAGUGUGACUGCAGCAUGUUUGAGCCCAUCACUAUGGACCCCAUUGAAAUCAUGUAUAAUGAAUCACUGAAAUGUGAGCGGCUGAAGAUGCAGAAGGAUAGGAGGCGUCCAGAUACCUGCCACCCUUUCCACCCUGAGGAGAAUUCGAUGGAGUGUGGAGGAGCCAAGGAUCUUGCACCAUCUCUAUCUGCUGUACUCCUUUGCAUCCUUCUGGCAGUGUGUCCCAGGUGACCCUCUCCAUGUGAGGAUCGGCUUGGCUGGGCAUGUAAUCCAACUGCGACAGUGCUACAAGAAAACGACAACUCUAAUCUAAAAAAAGUGACCAAUGAAAAACAUCUGCUGCCCCUAUAGCCCUGAGGUAUCCCCUAACCUGGCAACACAAAAAAGCAAUAUAUAAGCUGCAAACAGGGAUAUACAAAGUAUUGAACAUAGUAAACAUGGCAAUAGCACACCUAGUAGCUUACACUAUUACAGUAUAAUGCUAUGUUCAGUUCUUUCUGGGUUCAUGGUGUGGUGCUGGGCUUUGAGGUUGGAGCCACAUAGAAAACACAUCAUAUAAAGUAAAAUUAAGAGAUUAAAAAAAAAUUAAAAAAAAUCAUCAAAUGAUGAUAGUUUGUCAGAAGGGGCAGAGACUGUAAAAAUGUCUGUCUAAUGUUUUUUUAAUGCCAAGAAAAGAAUAAAAUAUUAAAUGUACUGUACUGUGCAAAAUGAUCUUAUGGGAAAAAAGUUUAAUUUAUCUGUUUUAUUUAUUUAUUUUUGACUCUUUUGGGUUAUAAGAUACUGAUUAAAUAUUAUAAAAUAACAAAUACAUAUUUUAGUUUAUUAUUAUUAAAUCCUAAUGUGAUUUAAAUAACUAUGUUUUAGAUUUGUAUUGGGCUUUACAGGCAUGACAAGGCUCUCAAAGCGCUACACCUAAGUAUUUUUUCAUUU
This is a messenger RNA of Boleophthalmus pectinirostris (great blue-spotted mudskipper), 3948 nucleotides long. RefSeq names its product calcium channel, voltage-dependent, alpha 2/delta subunit 3a (gene cacna2d3a). The transcript has 36 exons. Gene Ontology annotation, molecular function: voltage-gated calcium channel activity. Gene Ontology annotation, cellular component: voltage-gated calcium channel complex. The record is from RefSeq and is a predicted model, not a curated record. The coding region runs from base 1 to 3249 and encodes 1082 amino acids. Lineage: Eukaryota; Metazoa; Chordata; Actinopteri; Gobiiformes; Gobiidae.